Molecule: messenger RNA, 1635 nt
Organism: Colletotrichum acutatum
Lineage: Eukaryota; Fungi; Ascomycota; Sordariomycetes; Glomerellales; Glomerellaceae
Product: Aldehyde/histidinol dehydrogenase
Exons: 3
Coding region: 1-1635 (544 amino acids)
Biological process (GO): L-valine catabolic process; thymine catabolic process
Cellular component (GO): mitochondrion
Molecular function (GO): malonate-semialdehyde dehydrogenase (acetylating, [NAD(P)+]) activity; methylmalonate-semialdehyde dehydrogenase (acylating, NAD+) activity
Source: RefSeq, a predicted model, not a curated record
AUGCGUUCCUUCAAGGCUUCAUCGGCCGUUCGCGUAGCCUCAACCAAGCCAAUUUCGCCGUACCAGAGAGCUCUUUCCACAACAUCAUCUGCACAGUUGUCCUGGCCUACGUCUCACACCAAGAUCAUCAACCCUUCAGCAACACAAAACUUCAUCGACAACACCUUCAGGCCGUCCUCAGCAAGCAACUGGAUCGAUGUCCACGACCCAGCCACAAACAAUGUCGUGACACGCGUACCGGAGAGCACGGACGAGGAGCUCAAAGCCGCAGUCGAGAGCGCCCAGCGCGCAUUUCCAACAUGGAGAGCUACGAGCAUUCUGAAGCGCCAGCAAAUUAUGUUCAACUUUGUAAACUUGAUUCGAAGAGAUUGGGAUCGUCUUGCCGCAUCCAUCACGCUUGAACAGGGCAAGACUUUUGCCGAUGCACGAGGCGACGUUCUACGCGGUCUGCAAGUUGCCGAGACCGCGUGCGGAAUCACGACACAAAUCACUGGUGAUGUUCUAGAGGUAGCUAAAGACAUGGAGACACGAAGCUACCGCGAGCCUCUAGGUGUUGUUGCCGCUAUAUGUCCUUUCAACUUCCCUGCCAUGAUCCCUCUUUGGUCAAUUCCAAUUGCUACGAUUACUGGCAAUACGCUGGUCCUCAAACCAUCCGAACGAGACCCCGGUGCAGCUAUGAUUCUGGCAGAAUUGGCUAAGGAAGCUGGAUUCCCCGACGGUGUUAUCAACAUCAUUCAUGGCACGCACCGCGCAGUCAACUUCAUUCUUGACGAGCCGGCAAUCAAGGCCAUUAGCUUUGUUGGUGGAAAUAAGGCCGGCGAAUACAUCUACACUCGUGGAUCAGCCAACGGAAAGAGAGUGCAGGCCAACCUCGGUGCAAAGAACCAUGCUGUUGUUCUAUCCGAUAGCAAUAAGCAACUAACUAUCAAUGCAAUCUCCGGUGCUGCAUUCGGCGCAGCGGGUCAGCGUUGUAUGGCGCUCUCUGCUCUGGUUCUCACUGGCCGCGAGACACACUCUUGGAUUGACGACCUUGUCGAGAAUGCAAAACAGCUCAAGGUUGACGGCGGUUUCGAAGACGGCGCUGACCUAGGCCCGGUAAUUAGCCCUCAAAGUCUUGUCAGGAUAGAAGCUCUCAUCGAGAGCGCAGAGCAAGAAGGUGCCAAAAUUGUAUUGGAUGGCCGCGGCUAUCGCCCCAGCAAGUAUCCUAAUGGCAACUUCCUAGGUCCCACCAUCAUUAGUGGUGUGAAGCCUCACAUGAAGUGCUACAAGGAGGAGAUUUUCGGGCCGGUCUUGGUUUGUCUGGAGGCGGAGACCUUGGCCGAAGCCACUCAGCUUGUCAAUGACAAUCCCUACGGCAAUGGCGUUGCUCUUUUCACCAACUCCGGAGCUGCUGCUUCUUGGUUUCAGAAGAACAUAGAGGCUGGGCAGCUUGGCAUCAAUGUUCCGAUCCCAGUGCCGCUGCCUAUGUUCAGCUUCACAGGAAACAAGGCAAGCAUCGCGGGCGGUGGCGUCAACACUUUCUACGGCAAAGCAGGCUUGAACUUCUAUUUGCAGACCAAAACGGUCACCAGUCUUUGGAAAUUGGAAGAUGAGGAGGCGAGUAAGGCAAGCGUGGUGAUGCCGACCCAAAAUUAG